AUGAGCACGCAGAUCUUAAUUCUAGGCAGCGGAGGCAGAGAACAUGCUCUCGCAUGGAAACUUGCGCAGUCCUCUACCGUAAAACAUAUAUUCGUAUGCCCCGGUAAUCCAGGAUCAGCUAAAAAUCAAAAAACUUCAAACCUUGAUCUGCCGCUCAUCCACCCUUACAAAGAUAUCGUAGAUUUUGCUGUAAACGAAAAGAUCAAUCUCGUAGUACCCGGUCCAGAGGAUCCUCUUGUUCUUGGCGUAGAAAAAUGCUUUCGUGACGUUGGCAUACCCGUAUUCGGUCCCACACAGCUAGCAGCUAGGAUGGAAGGCUCCAAAGCCUUCUCCAAGGCGUUUAUGCACCGUCAUGCUAUACCCACUGCUAAAUUUAGAACAUUUUCUUCUUCUCAGCUUCAGGACGCCACUAACUACGUUCAAACAUGUGGUCACCCUGUCGUUUUAAAAGCCAGUGGCCUUGCAGGCGGAAAGGGCGUCCUCAUUCCCUCCUCUACUAAUGAGGCUCUCCAAGGUCUGCGAUCUAUCAUGGUAGACAAUGCCUUUGGAUCGGCAGGCGAUGAGAUCGUGAUCGAGGAACUUCUCGAAGGUCCCGAGAUCUCUGUGCUCGCGUUUUCUGAUGGGUACACUAUCGUACCCUUACCAGCCGCACAAGAUCACAAGCGUAUUGGCGAGGGGGACACCGGUCUCAAUACUGGAGGCAUGGGCGCCUAUGCCCCUGCCCCUGUCGCAACACCUGCGAUCAUGGAUCGUAUCAUGACGGAGUCUCUACGUCCCACCAUCGACGGCAUGCGCAAAGAAGGAUUCCCUUUCGUCGGCCUCCUCUUCACAGGCUUCAUGCUCACUGCUGACGGGCCCAAGGUCCUAGAAUACAACGUGCGUUUCGGGGACCCCGAAACCGAGGCACUCAUGAUGCUCCUGAGUGACGAUGUCGAUCUCGCUGCAGUCCUUAUCGCGUGUGCAGAACGCCACCUCGAUUCAGUCCAGAUCACCACGCGUCCAGGCUUCUCGGUUUCUGUUAUCCUCGUUUCGGGGGGAUAUCCCGAUAGCUAUGCCAAGGGGAAACCAAUCCAAGUGGGCGAGGUCCCGUCUGACGUGGUGGUGUUCCAUUGUGGAACAUCGAUGAACGGAAAUGAUCUAGUCACAUCUGGUGGCCGGGUCAUGGCAGUAACAUGCUCCGCGACUACCCUGGAACAAGCUCUUGCGCAAGUUUAUGCUGCUGUCGACAAAAUCUCAUUCGAGGGCAACGCUUCCGGUGCUGAUGUGGAAAUAGGAGGUUUUGGAGGUAUUUUUGACCUCAAAGCAACCGGCUACAAAGAUCCUGUGCUGGUCAGCGGGACAGACGGCGUGGGUACGAAACUUCGUAUCGCUGUCGAUGCCGGUAUCCACCAUCUGGUUGGAAUCGAUCUCGUUGCGAUGUCGGUCAACGACCUGCUUGUGCAGGGCGCCGAGCCGCUUUAUUUCCUCGAUUAUUACGGAUGCAGCAAACUAGAUGUCGCUACUGCCGCGGACGUCGUCAAAGGUAUCGCACAGGGCUGCCAACAAGCCGGCUGUGCCUUGAUCGGUGGUGAAACGGCAGAGAUGCCAGGGAUGUACCAAGACGGCGAUUACGACCUCGCAGGCUUCGCGGUCGGCGCAGUCGAGCGUAGUUCGAUCCUCCCCCGAGCAGAUAUCAUGCCAGGAGACGUCCUCCUCGGAAUUGCAUCUUCUGGAAUCCACUCGAACGGGUUCUCGCUCGUUCGAAAAGUCAUCGAGAUGACAGGCCUGUCAUACUCCUCGGCAUGUCCGUGGGACGAUCAAAAGACUCUCGCCCUCAGUCUUCUGGAGCCGACCAGGAUAUACGUCAAGCAAGUUCUCCCAGCUGUACACCAAGGAUUUCUAAAAGGCAUGUCUCACAUCACGGGGGGUGGUUUUAUCGAGAAUAUCCCGCGGGUGCUGCCAAAAGGAAUGGGCGCAUUCAUCGAUGCGUCGACUUGGCAGCUCCCCCCUGUGUUCCGGUUCCUGAUGCAGCGUGGGGGAAUCGCCCCUUUGGAAAUGGCUCGUACGUUCAAUAAUGGUAUCGGGUUGGUGCUCAUUGUGGGGCGAGAGGAUGUGGAUAGGGCUGUGCAGGUCUUGCAGGGGACUGCUGACGCUGCUGUUUAUCGAAUUGGUGAGGUGACGGAUAAAAGUGGGGUUGAGAUGAAAAAUUUGGAGUAUUGGAGUCCUCAAUAG
Messenger RNA from Suillus subalutaceus, 2211 nucleotides. Its product is annotated as phosphoribosylglycinamide synthetase. The transcript has 10 exons. The coding region runs from base 1 to 2211 and encodes 736 amino acids. Gene Ontology annotation, biological process: 'de novo' IMP biosynthetic process; adenine biosynthetic process. NCBI's taxonomy places the organism in Eukaryota, Fungi, Basidiomycota, Agaricomycetes, Boletales, Suillaceae. Gene Ontology annotation, molecular function: phosphoribosylformylglycinamidine cyclo-ligase activity; ATP binding; metal ion binding. The record is from RefSeq and is a predicted model, not a curated record. Gene Ontology annotation, cellular component: cytosol.